Fusarium coffeatum is the source of this 1845-nucleotide messenger RNA. RefSeq lists its product as uncharacterized. Gene Ontology annotation, biological process: cellular response to unfolded protein; protein refolding; vesicle-mediated transport. Lineage: Eukaryota; Fungi; Ascomycota; Sordariomycetes; Hypocreales; Nectriaceae. Bases 1 to 1845 code for a protein of 614 amino acids. Gene Ontology annotation, cellular component: cytosol; cytoplasm; plasma membrane. The record is from RefSeq and is a predicted model, not a curated record. The transcript is spliced from 5 exons. Gene Ontology annotation, molecular function: ATP binding; misfolded protein binding; ATP hydrolysis activity.
AUGGCGGACGAAGUUUACGACGGUGCCAUUGGCAUUGAUCUGGGUACUACCUACUCCUGUGUUGCUAUCUACGAGGGUAGCAAUGUCGAGAUCAUCGCCAACGAGCAGGGUUCUUUCACCACCCCUUCUUUCGUUUCUUUCACUGAGAAGGAGCGUCUGAUCGGUGAGGCCGCCAAGAACAAUGCUGCCAUGAACCCCCGCAACACUGUCUUCGAUGCCAAGCGUCUGAUUGGUCGUCGUUUCGAUGACCCUACCGUCAAGAAGGACAUCGAGUCUUGGCCUUUCAAGAUUGUCGAUGACAACGGCAGCCCCAAGAUCGAGGUCGAGUACCUCGGUGAGAACAAGCAGUUCUCCGCUCAGGAGAUCUCCUCCAUGGUUCUCGUCAAGAUGAAGGAGAUUGCCGAGGUCAAGCUUGGCAAGAAGGUCGAGAAGGCUGUCAUCACUGUCCCCGCCUACUUCAACGACAACCAGCGUCAGGCUACCAAGGACGCCGGUUCCAUUGCCGGUCUCAACGUCCUCCGUAUCAUCAACGAGCCUACCGCCGCCGCCAUUGCCUACGGUCUUGGUGCCGGUAAGUCCGACAAGGAGCGCAACGUCCUCAUCUACGAUCUCGGUGGUGGUACUUUCGAUGUCUCUCUCCUCAACAUCCAGGGUGGUGUCUUCACUGUCAAGGCUACUGCCGGAGACACCCAUUUGGGAGGACAAGAUUUCGAUACCAACCUCCUCGACCACUGCAAGAAAGAGUUCGGCCGAAAGACCAAGAAGGACCUCUCUGGCGAUGCCCGUGCCCUCCGACGUCUCCGAACUGCUUGUGAGCGUGCCAAGCGUACUCUCUCCAGCGGUGCCCAGGCCACCAUUGAGAUUGAUUCUCUCUUUGAUGGCGAGGACUUCACUAUGUCCAUCACCCGUGCUCGUUUCGAGGACUUGAACGCCAAGGCUUUCUCUGGCACCAUUGAGCCCGUUGCCCAGGUUCUCAAGGACGCCGCCAUCGAGAAGAAGGCCGUUGACGAGAUCGUCCUCGUCGGUGGUUCCACCCGUAUCCCCAAGAUCCAGAAGCUUCUGUCCGAGUUCUUCGACGGCAAGAAGCUCGAGAAGAGCAUCAACCCCGAUGAGGCUGUUGCUUACGGUGCCGCCGUCCAGGCCGGUAUCCUCUCCGGAAAGGCCACAUCUGCUGAGACCUCCGACCUCCUCCUCCUCGAUGUCGUUCCUCUGUCUCUCGGUGUCGCCAUGGAGGGUAACAUCUUCGCCCAGGUUGUUCCCCGUGGUACCACCUGCCCUACCCUCAAGAAGCGAACCUUCACCACUGUUGCCGACAACCAGCAGACCGUUCAGUUCCCCGUCUACCAGGGUGAGCGUGUCAACUGUGAGGACAACACCUCUCUCGGUGAAUUCACCCUCGCUCCCAUCCCUCCCAUGCGCGCCGGUGAGGCCGUCCUUGAGUGUGUCUUCGAGGUCGACGUCAACGGUAUCCUCAAGGUCACCGCCACUGAGAAGACCUCCGGCCGCAGCGCCAACAUCACCAUCUCCAACUCCGUCGGAAAGCUCACCAGCGACGAGAUUGAGAAGAUGGUCAACGACGCUGAGCAGUUCAAGAGCAACGAUGAUGCUUUCCAGAAGAAGUUCGAGGCUAAGCAGCAGCUCGAGUCCUACAUGGGCCGUGUUGAGGAGAUCGUCUCCGACCCCACUCUCUCUCUUAAGCUCAAGCGUGGCCAGAAGGAGAAGAUCGAGAACACCCUCAGCGAGGCUAUGUCCGUUCUCGAGAUCAGCGACAGCACCGCCGAGGACCUCAAGAAGCAGGAGCUUGCCCUCAAGCGUCUUGUUACCAAGGCCAUGUCCUCCCGAUAA